Vittaforma corneae ATCC 50505 is the source of this 480-nucleotide messenger RNA. RefSeq lists its product as uncharacterized. The coding region runs from base 1 to 480 and encodes 159 amino acids. Lineage: Eukaryota; Fungi; Microsporidia; Nosematidae. Gene Ontology annotation, cellular component: NuA4 histone acetyltransferase complex; Swr1 complex. Gene Ontology annotation, molecular function: histone binding. Gene Ontology annotation, biological process: chromatin remodeling; regulation of transcription by RNA polymerase II. The record is from RefSeq and is a predicted model, not a curated record. The transcript has a single exon.
AUGUGCCUGCAAGAGUACAGCACCGUUCCCAUAAUCAUAGGCUCAGAGGCUGUCUUCGUGCCAGAAAACGAGAGGGCAUUUCCCGAGCUCACCCACGAAUGGAAAUGCUAUGUCAAGGCCACCCCGGGCGUUCUCAAGACUGUCCAGUUCAGACUCCACGAGUCCUUCAAAAACCCAUACAUCAACGUGCUGCAGGAGCCGUUCCAGAUAUCCGAAAAGGGAUGGGGAGAGUUCACAAUACAAAUAAAAAUAAUACUGUUCAACAACGAAAAGAUCAACACCAACCACUACCUGAAGCUGCACGGCAGCACCUACCCCCUAGUAUCUGAAAGGGUGGAUACGAUUGCCUAUAAAGGAGAGGCCGUACCCAUAGAUCCGGGGUACAUGUUCGAGUAUGUCGACGACGACGAGGAGUACAAAAGGAUUGACGAGGGCAUAAACUACAUGCUUGAGCUGCUUGAGGACCGAAAAAACAAGUAG